This is a messenger RNA of Neltuma alba, 1261 nucleotides long. Its product is annotated as probable aquaporin PIP-type 7a. The record is from RefSeq and is a predicted model, not a curated record. Gene Ontology annotation, cellular component: membrane. Gene Ontology annotation, biological process: transmembrane transport. The coding region runs from base 69 to 938 and encodes 289 amino acids. Gene Ontology annotation, molecular function: channel activity. The transcript is spliced from 4 exons. Lineage: Eukaryota; Viridiplantae; Streptophyta; Magnoliopsida; Fabales; Fabaceae.
UUUCUCCCACGCACACACUCAAACGAGCCUGAAAGCUAAGGGCAGGGAGAGACCCGCGACGAGCAAAAAUGGAGGGGAAGGAGCAAGACGUCUCGCUGGGAGCUAACAAGUUCUCGGAGAGGCAGCCCAUCGGGACGGCAGCUCAGAUUCAAGACGGAGGCAAGGACUACCAGGAGCCACCGCCGGCGCCUCUGUUCGAGCCCUCCGAGCUCACGUCGUGGUCCUUCUACAGAGCAGGCAUAGCCGAGUUUGUGGCCACUUUUCUCUUCCUCUACAUCACCGUCUUGACCGUUAUGGGCGUGAAGAACUCCAAGUCCAUGUGCUCCACUGUCGGCAUUCAGGGGAUCGCGUGGGCCUUCGGCGGCAUGAUCUUCGCCCUCGUCUACUGCACCGCCGGCAUCUCAGGCGGUCAUAUUAACCCGGCGGUGACGUUCGGGCUCCUCCUGGCCAGGAAACUGUCGUUGACGAGAGCACUGUUCUACAUGGUGAUGCAGUGUCUGGGCGCCAUAUGCGGGGCCGGUGUGGUUAAGGGUUUCGAGGGCAGCGCCAGAUACACCCUCAAUGGAGGUGGUGCCAAUGGCGUGAACCCUGGCUACACCAAAGGAGAUGGCCUCGGCGCUGAGAUCGUCGGCACCUUCGUUCUCGUUUACACCGUCUUCUCCGCCACUGACGCCAAACGCAACGCCCGAGAUUCCCACGUCCCUCUUUUGGCACCCUUGCCAAUUGGGUUUGCUGUGUUCUUGGUGCACCUGGCCACCAUCCCAGUCACCGGCACCGGCAUCAACCCAGCUCGUAGUCUGGGCGCUGCCAUCGUCUUCAACAGCGACAAAGGCUGGGACGAUCAUUGGGUUUUCUGGGUGGGACCAUUCGUGGGAGCAGCUCUUGCGGCUUUGUACCACCAGGUGGUGAUCAGAGCCAUUCCCUUCAGCUCCACUUAAUGGGUGAUUGAAGCUCAUCAUGUCAUCCCUUCAAGCCUGCUGGUUUCUCUUUCUAUUUUUAAUUUGAGUCUCUUUUUGCUUUUUCCGCAUGAUGGAUCUUCUCAGUGUCUUUUGCGCGUGUAAAGAAUGGAAUUUGUUUCUUUUUGGGGUGGCGGUGAUUGAAAACGGAGCCCGGUCGGGCAUGGGAAAGGAUGGGCCAAUAUAAUUUCCUCUACUUUUGAGUUGGAAGAGGGCCCAUCUCUCAUGUGGUGGUCCUUUGAUGUAUGGAUCGGGUAUCUGUCAAAUUAAGAAAAAAUUAAAAAAUAAAAACUGAACAAGUUGUG